Messenger RNA from Recurvomyces mirabilis, 747 nucleotides. Its product is annotated as ferrochelatase hem15. The record is from RefSeq and is a predicted model, not a curated record. The coding region runs from base 1 to 747 and encodes 248 amino acids. The transcript is spliced from 2 exons. NCBI's taxonomy places the organism in Eukaryota, Fungi, Ascomycota, Dothideomycetes, Mycosphaerellales, Teratosphaeriaceae.
AUGAGCGUACUCAAAAAGUUCCGCCGCGGCAGCAAAGACACCAUCACAUCCAUCACAUCCCAGGAACCACGCCACGACAGUCUCGCCACCGCCCCCUCAACAUCCCCCCAGGCCCUAAUCCCAAACAAACCAACCUUCUUCGACCUCCCCGCCGAAGUCCGGAACGAAAUCUACGACUUCCUAGCCAACGACACAAUCCUCUACCUCCCGCCUCCACCGGAGAAGAAACAAGACGAACGGAAAAAGAAAGACUACAUCCCCCCCUGCGGCCUCCUCCUCGCCUCCCGCCAGUGCCGGAAGGAAUUCCUCCCACUGAUUUACUCUUCCUCCCCCGUAAUAAUAGAUAUCAAAGACUUUGACUUCACCCCCCUCCUCCGCGUGAUAGGAUCCCUCUACAGCACAGACCUGAAAGCCUUCCGCUUAAACAAAACCCUCAUCCUCCGCCUCCGCACCCAAAACUAUAGUCUGGAUCGCCUACCCUGGCGCUACGAGGUUUUUGUUUCCGAUCCCAUUGGACGGAUGGGCUGUUUUCGGCAAUCGAGGGAGAUUACGUUUUAUGCGGAACGCUUGCAGAGGAUGCAGGGCCGGUUGGAGGAGACGUUGCAGUGGGAGUUGGUUGCUAUUGUGGCGGCUUUUGAGCGGAAGAGUGCGGAGUUGGAUGCGGUUUUGCAGGGGGUGCCGAUGCAUUUGAAUCCUACUACGAGGCCGAUCAGGGGGUUGUCGGGGGGUGGGAUUACCACGGUGUGA